AUGGAUUGCAAGCAAUCUACAAAAAACGAUGAUAAUUCUGAAAAAAUUGCUAGUACUAAUAUUCGACCAAAGACUCGUGAGUGGACGCUGAAUGAUUUCGAAGUUGGCCGUCCUUUAGGUCGAGGAAAAUUUGGCAACGUAUAUUUGGCUCGAGAAAUUGAGUCCAAAUUUGUGGUUGCCCUCAAGGUCGUAUACAAAGCACAGUUGGGACCAAAUAAUUUGAAGCGUCAGUUGCAGCGUGAAAUCGAAAUUCAAUAUCACUUGAGGCAUCCAAAUAUUUUGCGUUUGUAUGGAUAUUUCCAUGAUAAGGACCGUGUUUAUCUGGUCUUGGAGUUCGCUCCAAGAGGAAGUCUGUUCCAACGUCUUCAGGAGAUGAAAAAAUUCCCACCUGAACUAGCUGCCAAAUAUAUGUACCAACUGGCAUCAGCUAUGGAAUACUGUCAACAAAAGAAAGUUCUACAUCGAGAUUUGAAACCUGAAAAUGUUCUUAUUGGUGGGAAUGGUGAUUUGAAAAUAUCAGAUUUCGGGUGGUCGGUGCAUGAACCAUCAUCAAAAAGGACUACAGUGUGUGGUACGUUGGACUAUUUAGCACCGGAAAUGGUUCCGAACGGAACACAUGACUCUAUGGUUGAUAACUGGUCUCUUGGCGUUAUGCUAUAUGAAUUCCUAGUUGGGAAACCUGCAUUUGAGGCAAAGACAUACCAGGAUACGUUCGAUAAUAUUCGUAGAUGCAGGUAUACCUUUCCACCUGAAGUACCAGAUGGUGCAAGAGAUCUUAUAUCAAAACUCUUACAAAAAGAUCCAAAGAAACGCUUGCCGUUAAAGGGUGUCUUGAACCAUUCAUGGAUACAAGAGAUGAUUGCAAAAGGUACUAGUCGAGACUCGAUGGCCAAAAAUAGUUAUUAAAUUGAAUAUGGCCAGUGC
Loa loa (African eye worm) is the source of this 924-nucleotide messenger RNA. Its product is annotated as AUR protein kinase. Gene Ontology annotation, biological process: regulation of cytokinesis; mitotic spindle organization; protein phosphorylation. Lineage: Eukaryota; Metazoa; Nematoda; Chromadorea; Rhabditida; Onchocercidae. The coding region runs from base 1 to 906 and encodes 301 amino acids. The transcript has 6 exons. Gene Ontology annotation, cellular component: spindle microtubule; spindle pole centrosome; chromosome passenger complex. The record is from RefSeq and is a predicted model, not a curated record. Gene Ontology annotation, molecular function: ATP binding; protein kinase activity.